AUGUUUAUAGGCUUGGGAAAUCAUAAACAUGUAAGAACUAGGAGCAGUGUUGGAAUACAAGUAGUAAAUUAUGUUGCUGAAUUAAAUAAUUUAACAUGGCAUAAGAACAACAAUUUUCCUGGUGAAUUUGCAAGAUUAAAUAUUUAUGUUGAUCCUAAACCACCUUCAAGGCUUACUUUGAAUAAAUCCAAUUCUAAGAAAAGUGAAAAAAAUUCACCAACAUUGGAUGUUAUUAAUUAUAUUCCAAUAGAAAUUGUGUUAUUCAAACCUUUAUUGUUAAUGCAUAUUUCUGGUGAAUUAAAACAUUUUGAGAUGUCUCCAUCAAAUAUAGUAGUAAUUCAUGAUGACAUAGAACGUGAAAUUGGGAAAAUUAGUUUAAAGUUAAGUGGAAGUUCAAGUGGACAUAGUGGACUUAAAUCAGUUAUUGGAUGUCUUGACACUGAAAAGUUUUGUAGAUUAAGGGUAGGUAUAGGCAGACCGAAAACAUAUUAUGACAGAGAUACAAUAGAUAGACCUAAAACAUAUCAUGAUAGAGAUACAGCAUAUAGGCCUAAUACAUAUAAUGACAGAUAUGCAGCAUAUAGACCUAAUACAUAUAAUGACAGAGAUGCAAUAAAUAGACCUAAAACAUAUCACGACAGAGAUACAACAUAUAAACCUAAAACAUAUAAUGACAGAGAUGCAAUAAUUUUACAAAAAUAUGUUAUAGGAACACCAAUGCUUGAGGAAUCAAAUUAUUUCAAAGAAGAAGUAUUUCCAAAAUGGUGGUGGCAAUAUAGUCAUGAUACAGAGGCAUAUGUAGGACUUUUCAAUAGAAAAAGACCAUACUCUAAAAUUAAUUUUUGA
Molecule: messenger RNA, 846 nt
Organism: Entrophospora sp. SA101
Lineage: Eukaryota; Fungi; Glomeromycota; Glomeromycetes; Entrophosporales; Entrophosporaceae
Source: the annotation of a GenBank genome assembly